Knipowitschia caucasica is the source of this 405-nucleotide messenger RNA. Lineage: Eukaryota; Metazoa; Chordata; Actinopteri; Gobiiformes; Gobiidae. The record is from the annotation of a GenBank genome assembly.
AUGACUCUGCAGCCUCCACCUCUGACUCUACAGCCUCCCCCUCUGACUCCUGCCUCCCCCUCUGACUCUACAGCCUCCCCCUCUGACUCUGCAGCCUCCCCUAUGACUCUGCAGCCUCCACCUGUGACUCCAGCCUCUGCCCCUGACUCUACAGCCUCCCCCUCUGACUCUACAGCCUCCCCCUCUGACUCUGCAGCCUCCCCCUAUGACUCUGCAGCCUCCACCUCCUCCCCCUAUGACUCUACAGCCUCCCCCUCUGACUCUACAGCCUCCCCCUCUGACUCUACAGCCUCCCCCUCUGACUCUACAGCCUCCCCCUCUGACUCUGCAGCCUCCCCCUAUGACUCUGCAGCCUCCCCCUCUGACUCUGCAGCCUCCCCCUCUGACUCCAGCCUCCCCCUCUGA